AUGCUGACGGAAUCGCUUCCCUCGGACAGGAAGGUCAGUUUCUCAGCGGGAUGCGGCCAAGCCUUGCAGGCGCCCUUCGAGAUUCUCGAGGGCAGUCAUCACCCACAGACAACUGCCAACAUCGGAGUUUCACUCCCUGGAAACACGCUCAAGGGACCAGCAGAGCGGUGGCAGCAGCUCUCUAUGGCCAUCGCGGUCGAGGGUAGUGCCUGUUGCGACCCCUUCGACCGGGACGACCUCCUCUGCCACGCUGUCGCGCACUCUGCGGCGUGUGCGCGGAACCUCAUGCUCGCCCAUGGCCUCCUUGUAUCCUUUGUGCUUGGCGUAUACGGUCGCACCUGCCGCAUCUUGCGAUUCGACCAUACGUGCGGACUCGUCUCGGAGGCGUUCGACUAUACGAGGCGUCCGGAUCUCUUACGUCGGUUCUUCUGGAACUUUGUACAUCCCUGUCUAGGCGACACCGUUGUAGGAUGCGACCCUACAGUCCAUGCGCUCGUUAAUGCCGACGUCAUCUGGGCCGAAAAGCAGCUAGCGGCGAUGAAGGUGACCAAAGCCAUCCUUAUUCCACAAGAGGGCCGCCGGGUUGACGUAUACGACGAUACCGAUGCCUCGACUCGGUCGUUUAUCCUCCUCAAGCCACUCAGCGCUGAACGGCGGCUCUUCUCGCGGGCAACAACGGUAUGGCUUGCUAUCGAAGACGUGCGCAGCCGAACAAAUAAUGAUCAAACUGACACCGGCAUGCCAUCCCCGAAGUUGGUCAUCGUCAAGGAAGCCUGGCGGGAAAUUGAGACCCGUUCGGAGGCUCUCAUCUACCAGAUCUUGCAGCACGCCAACCAGGCCGAGCGUUUUGGCCUUCCGAAAUUGGUGUGUGGCGAGGACCUCGGGGAACGGGAGGUCGCACUGUGGAAGACUGGCAAGCUCGAGUAUGCUUACCGCGAACGCAGCCAAAUGCGCCUAGUCAUCGACGUCGUUGGUCGUCCGUUGGCUGACUUCCAGAGUACGAAACAGCUCGUAAGGGCGAUUCGCGACGUGGUCAGAGGACAUGAGAAUGCUUGGAGGAUAGGUGUACUCCACCGCGACAUCAGCGAAGGCAACGUGCUCCUCGUGGACGAAAAUCUGGCUUCAUUGUUCCCCUUCACGGCCUUCCUGCAUGACUUCGACUACAGCUGGUUUGCAUCUCAGCAGGAAGAUGCAAGCACAUCGACAUGCAGCGUCACAGCUUCGGGCGAUAAAAUGCCGAACUCAGACGACAGAGUACUCUUAGGACAGACUGUGGGUCUCUGGCGUUCUUCUCGACUGACUUCAAGCUGA
Trametes versicolor FP-101664 SS1 is the source of this 1311-nucleotide messenger RNA. RefSeq lists its product as uncharacterized. The coding region runs from base 1 to 1311 and encodes 436 amino acids. The record is from RefSeq and is a predicted model, not a curated record. Lineage: Eukaryota; Fungi; Basidiomycota; Agaricomycetes; Polyporales; Polyporaceae. The transcript has 3 exons.